Fusarium sp. VM40 is the source of this 2838-nucleotide messenger RNA. Lineage: Eukaryota; Fungi; Ascomycota; Sordariomycetes; Hypocreales; Nectriaceae. The record is from the annotation of a GenBank genome assembly.
AUGAAGUUUGCCAAGGAACUCGAAAGAGACGCUGUCCCUGAAUGGCGCAUCAAGUAUCUCAACUACAAAUCCGGAAAGAAGCAUAUCAAAGCCAUUGGAAAAGCCCUCUCGCGCGCAAACGGAACUCCUAGAGGUCUUGGGCAACCUCGUGUGCCCCAGACACCGCGACAGCCAUUUACCAGAGAAAACACUGCCGACGGAUCUGCGACAAUAGCUUCACCAUCUGCCGUCGCACCCCCAAGAUCGAUCCCUACACCUCGAAGCGGAGGCCGCGAAGACGAGUCCCUCACCGAUUCAGGUGAUAAUCGCCACUAUGGAAGCUUCGUCGAGACGCCCCCGGAGCCGUCACCCUUAGCUGGCGAACCUAAACACCGCGAUUUCCAGCUACCCGCGCCUGCGUUAAAGGUUCACGACCAUGAUCACGAUCUUCCUGGAUCGCCAGCCACAGUCGGGCCGUCCGACCUCAUGCGAAGAAGUCUCCAGCGAAUAGACCCUCGCCGAACAUCGUCAGCCAGUGUUGUAUCUACAACUGCCUCACCUCAUGUGAACAAUUCCUCUAAAAACCCCACGGAACCGGGUGCUCAAGACUCGCCUUCUCACCUCCGCCGACUUUUCACCCACCAAUCCACAUCAAGAAGCGACAGAAGAGUUGAUGUUGAUAUGCAGAAUUUCGACCUGGUGAAAGAGAGGGAACGUGAGUUCUAUGACUUCCUGGACUCGGAGCUUGAAAAGGUAGAGACUUUUUACAAGAUGAAGGAGGAACAAGCUGGUCAGAGGCUGGACAUUUUGAGAAUACAGCUACACGAAAUGCGCAACCGUCGAAUUCAGGAAAUGGCCGACGAGCAAACCAACAAAGACCUCCCUCCUAAGAAGGGAAUUCACGAGAAUGCCAACGGCAAGCUUAAUGGGAUUAUGGAUCCGAUCAAGGCCAAGAUCUUCCCCGUCGGGCCAAACACCAAGGCGUUACAGAAGAUGAAUGUCACCCCGAAUCCUAAUGGCAACAUGGAGCGUGAUGCGGAGAGAGACUACAUUCGGCGACCAACGCAGCACGAAGUUUCGUACCGCACAGCUAAGCGCAAGCUCAAGCUCGCACUUCAAGAGUUCUACCGUGGACUCGAGUUGCUCAAAUCAUAUGCGAUGCUAAACCGCACGGCAUUUCGAAAGCUCAACAAGAAGUACGACAAGGCCGUCAAUGCUCGCCCACCAUAUCGCUAUCUUAAUGAGAAGGUCAAUCAGUCGUGGUUCGUCAACAGUGAUGUGCUGGAGGGACAUAUACGGACAGUUGAGGACCUGUAUGCUCGCUACUUUGAGCGCGGCAACCAUAAACUGGCCGCUGGAAAGCUGCGCAGCUUGAAUAAGAAGCCCGAGGAUCAGUCAAUUGGCAUGUUUCAGAAUGGUCUGCUCAUCGGCACUGGUGCAGUAUUUGCUAUUCAGGGUCUCAUUUACGGAGCACAGCUCUUGUACGAUGAAGAUGACCAGGUGCGUAUUCGGACGAGUUAUCUAAUGCAGAUUUAUGGUGGUUAUUUCCUCAUGCUCUAUCUGUUUGCACUCUUCUGCAUCGACUGCAUGAUCUGGAAUCAGAACAAAGUCAACUACCCUUUCAUCUUCGAAUUCGAUCAAAGGCAUCAUCUAGACUGGAGAGAACUAGCUCAGUUUCCGAGUUUCUUCUUUCUUGUAUUAGGUCUGUUCAUGUGGGUCAACUUCAGCAGAUAUGGCGACCCAGAUAUGUACAUUUACUAUCCGGUUAUUCUCAUCUUCUUCACUGUCCUAAUUCUGUUCUUUCCUGCUCCUACGAUAUUACAUCGAAGCCGACGUUGGUUCGCCUACUCUCAUAAUAUCGAACUCUUUUUCUGUCUUUAUGCCAACUACUGGCAGAAUCCAGUUCAAUGUAACUCGAGCCAUUCACGGGCUCUUGGAUUCUUGACUGCUCUUCCACCCAUCUGGCGAUUCUUGCAGUGUCUUCGCCGAUACAAGGAUACACGCAACGUCUUUCCACAUUUGGUUAACGGUGGCAAGUAUACUGUGAGUAUACUUGCUGCCGUGAUGCUGUCUUUGUAUCGUAUUCACAACUCCAAUACCCAUCUUGCCCUGUUCAUAACAUUUUCGACCAUAAACAGUGUCUACUGCUCAUUCUGGGAUCUGUUUAUGGAUUUCUCUCUCCUUCAAUCCGGAUCUCGACACUGGUGUCUUCGAGAUAUUCUUGCCAUCAAGACUCGAUGGUUGUACUAUUUUAUUAUGGUGGUUGACCCUAUCCUACGAUUCGCCUGGAUCUUUUAUGCCAUCUUCACCCACAAUACCCAACAUUCCACUAUCGUCUCCUUCAUGGUUGCUUUUAUGGAAGUCACUCGCCGUGGCAUGUGGACACUCUUCCGUGUCGAAAACGAACACUGCGGAAACGUGUCGCAGUACAAGGCCUCUCGCGAUGUGCCCUUGCCCUACCGUAUCGAGCCCCUUAUGGCCCGCGCCAGUACUGACGCUUCCUCGGUUGCUACACAGCAACCGGAGGCCACUCCCGGUAUCGGUUCAUUCGAAGAACCUUCUCGCCAAGGCACAGCUGAAUCAACCGGCGUAUCGCUCGGACAACAAGAACAGGGCGUGUCUCGACGCAGGGCUGGAACAGGACCGCCUCCGCUCAAACGAACUCUCACAAGGUUACUCGCCGAGGCACAUAAGCAGGACUUUGAGAAGAAGCGUCGUCCGCUUGAGAAUACACCUGAGGACCCUGCUUCCGAGUUGGGCCCGUCUGACGACGAGGAUGAUGCGGAUGAGGCUGUCAGCUUGCUUGAAAUGACGGAAGCUGAAGAUCUGGCACGUGCGUCUAGUUCCAGAUAUAUCUAA